Macadamia integrifolia is the source of this 4350-nucleotide messenger RNA. RefSeq lists its product as uncharacterized. Gene Ontology annotation, cellular component: fibrillar center. The record is from RefSeq and is a predicted model, not a curated record. The transcript has 4 exons. Lineage: Eukaryota; Viridiplantae; Streptophyta; Magnoliopsida; Proteales; Proteaceae. The coding region runs from base 492 to 3335 and encodes 947 amino acids. Gene Ontology annotation, molecular function: RNA polymerase I core promoter sequence-specific DNA binding. Gene Ontology annotation, biological process: transcription by RNA polymerase I.
CAGCCAUUCUACGUCUCAAAGAACCGAAACAUGGACUUGCCGCCUCUUUCUUCAAGUUGGAACCCUAUCCUUAGCUCCCUUCUUCUCCGUCUCUUUCGCCGGCGGCUAGCAACUGAGAGCUAUAGACCUAACAAUGGACAUCGCCUUGCUCCCUCCAUCAUCUCCGUUUCUCUUCCCAUCAGUUGCUGAAAACUCCAUCGAAGGCGAUUGUAGCGGCGGGAGGGCUAAUUACCACUCCUAUUCUCUGGUGAGUAACUAUCUGAGGCUAUUGAGUUGAGCCCCUGCUCCGGUGCAUCCUUUUUCUUCUCCGUCUCCUUUCGGCCAGCGAAUUUAUCUCUUCUCUGUAAGUUUUUUCUCAGAGUGAAGCGGAUGCAUCUCUGAGAAAUUCAUUCACUUACUGACCUUAGUUAUUGAUUGUGGUUGUUCUGUAAUUGUUGUUAAUUCUUUCACUUGGUUAGUUUCAUGACUCAUCCAAAGAAGAGAAGUAAGAGAUGAACUCCUCUGAGGAUUGGAAAUCGUUGUGGCCGAUCGGCUAUGUCUUCUCUCCACCUCUCCUCCUUUCUGGCUCUUCUGCAAAACCGUUAGGCCCUCUUCUCUUUACCCCAUCUUCCCAAACCCAAACCCUCUUCUCAUCCUCCUCUCUGUGCCCUCCAAUCCUUCCCCCUCGUUCCCUCUCUGUUCUUGAAUCCCUUCGUUCAAAAUCCCAAUCCUCCAAUGACACUUACAUACCCCCGUCUGUCAUCUCCUCGAUUUCCUCCAGCGACAGCUUCGGUGCUCAAUAUGAUGCAGACGUAAAUCUUUUUCUCAAUAACAACCUUCAAAUGCUUCAGUGCCCAGGUGGAGAAUACCUGCUUUUAUUCCCAACUGGGGAGAAUUUUGACCGGGUUGGAUUUGUAGUCGUCUCAACAAAAGGACCCACUUGGAAAGUUAGGCUUAAUGAAGAAGGUAAUAUAUUUUCAACACCUAAUGGGUUCAAUCAUCGGAUUCUUAGAAUGUCUGCUACUGCUUAUGAUGCUGGUUUGAGUAGUUGGGAUCUUUCUUCCUCUUCUGCUGGCGAUUCUAUUGUCGUUGGUUUUCUGUUUGCUUGUACUUCGCAAACUGUUCAUUGGUUCAGUGUCGAGGUUAACAAUUCAGAUUCAGAAAGGGGGAGACCGGUUUUAGUUCAUUUGGUUAUGAAGGAGUUUCAUAGCUCAGUUGUAAAUGCUUGUUGGAGCCCACAUUUGGCUGAAGAGAGUAUAGUUUUGUUAGAAAAUGGUAGAUUGUUCCUGUUUGAUUUGGGUUCUUGUUUGGGCUCUGGUAAUUUUUCUGAUGAAUUGAAAGGAACCAGGAUCAAGAUCUUGUGGAAGGAUUUUGGUGUGGAUUUGGAUAGUUCAGAGACGGUUGAAUGGAUAAGCUGUGGAUUUGCUUGGCAUCCUCGAAUCUUGAUUGUUGCCAACUCUAAAUCUGUUUUCUUAGUGGAUGCUAGGUAUGGAGAAAGCAGCGUAAGCAUCUUAGCUGAGAUUGGGACAUUUGAUUUGAACAAUUUGAGGACAGAUCGAUUUGUUGCAUUCUCUAUCGCCGGUCCUGGUGGCUUCCAUUUUACGGUGGCGACUAAAUAUUGGUUAAUUCUUUUUGAUAUCCGCAAAUCCUUGGUGCCAGUGUUGCAAUGGGCCCAUGGCCUUGAUAACCCACAUUAUGUCAAUGUAUUCAGAUUGUCUGACUUAAGACAAAAACUAGAAGAUUCUAUGUAUAGAUGUGCUUCUGAAUCCGGUUUUGCCAUUUUGCUGGGUUCUUUCUGGAACUGUCAAUUCAGUUUAUUCUGUUAUGGACCUUCUUUACAAACUUUAGAUGGAUCAAUGGCAGCUAAAAUUUCGAAAUUCUGCAACUCCCUCUAUGCAUGGGAGCUCCCUUCAGAACUCUCCUUGUCGGGUCGUCAGUGCCAUUGUGGAGACUACCUUGUAAGGGAAGAUUUUUGGAAGACUAAACUUCCUUUAUGGAUUGAUUGGCAACAGAAGAAAGAAAUAGUUCUGGGCUUUUGUAUUCUUGGCAAAGAUUUUCCAGCCUCUGUACCUGAAAGGGAAUGUGGUGAUGGGUUCACAUUGAUUAGAUUGAUGUCAUCAGGGAAGCUUGAAAUACAGAUGUACAAUGCCUCGUUUGAUUCUCCUAGUGCAAAUUCAGAAGCAGGGGAAGGAAUGCCCUUACAGUCUGAAGAUUGUCUUCUAUAUCAUUCCAUUGAUCAGAAAUAUAAAUUUCCUAGGAAAUUUAAGUAUCUUAAACUUGACUAUCUGUUUGCAUAUUUGAGUAACAAUCUUGUGGACUUACUGACUAAAAAGAUACGGAACCCUGGGAUUGGUCUUGCCAAAGCAAUUCUGUCUGAUCAAGACUGCAAUGAACCUUCACAUGAUAAGUCAAAGAUUGAUGGUGUCGAUCUCAAUGGCUCAUCUCUUAUGACUACCCAAGUUUUUAGUGGCAUCAGAUUGCCUACCAGCAUACAUGAGAUUGCUUUGAGGAGACUGUGGACAGGGUUACCGGUGGAUCUUCUACAGCUAGCGGUUUCCAAUCAGUCAGAGCUCCUUGAAGUUCUUGCAGAGUUGAAGAAGGUCUCAGGGACACUUUUGGAUGUUCCAAACUUAUCCCGGUUGCCACCUUUUUUGUUUCGGAAGCCCUUGAACCACAACAAUAAGUCAAUGUGUAAAGUGCAUCCGGGUGAUGAUGUUCUGGGGCCUUCUCUUCCACUUCCUGUUCUUCUUACCCUUAAUGAGAUUGGUAAGGAUAAGAACUGUUCAGAUUUGGAGGAAGAAGCAAGUGGAUAUUCGGCCAAAAUAGCGAUCAAUCACAAAUGCAAGGAAAUCAUAAAGGUGGCUAACAAUUUGCCAUUGAUAGGGUCUCAUUCCGAGGUUAAUGAUUCCUAUGUUGUCUCCCUUUCCAAUGACACCGAUGAGUCAUGGGUUUGUUCCCAAAAGCUGAAACAACCUAAAUGUUUCUUCUCUUACAAACCACGCGCAUUUUCAGAUAAAAACAGCUCUACCAUGCAUUGUGCACAAGAGGAGCCAAUUUUUGAAGACAAUGAAUUUACUACCUUCAUAUGUAAAAUGCAUGAGGAGCUUCCCCCUAAACUAAAUAGGGAUUCUAAGAUGCAUGGUUCUCCCAAUUCCAGUAACAAACCGAUUGGAUUAGAAAUGUUUAAUGAGCUAUGCCCAGUGGAAUUGAACUUUGAUGUUUCUGCUAUGAACUUUGGGGAUGCCGAGAUGAAAGGAUACAAGCUGCUGAAGAGACAGAUCUCAAAAUGGCAAGAAGGUUUUAAGCCAUAUCAAGAUUUUUGUUCUCAGUCCAAGCUCCAAAAGCAUGCUUCUUGAUUAUUGGGCACUGUCUCAACGUUUUUCAUUUGCCUUUGUGUUGCGCUAACCUUAGUGCCUGUUAGUGCUUCAGUGCUGCUCCCAUUGCGUGAUUUUGUUGCUUUGACUUGUUGCAACGAGAAAGAAAUUUAUGCUUGUGAGCAGAUUCUGUCUUGGGAGGAGUAAAGUUAUUGAUGCAGAAACUCAAUCCAAGGUAAAGACAUUGAUCUGGGUGGAAGCACAAGUAGAAAGGCAUUCUAAAAGUCGUAUAAAAAUAAUGGUAAAAGCCCGUAGCCACUUCAAGGUGCAUAGCAAUGCAACAGAUGUCGUAAUUGAGCUGCAAAAUCCAAAUGUUCAGACUUCCACGGGUUCUGCUGCUUAUGAACUGAAAAUGAUGCAUUGGUCUGGAAAACAAAUUCUUUUCCUGGUGGCAGGUACAGUUGGCUUUAUCCUUAUUGCUCCCAUCCAUCAACUGUAGAUUCCUGCUGUUAGUGUUUUGCCGCUAAAAUCUGUUGAUUGUGAUUGGCCAUGGAUAAUGUUAUCUGUGUUGUUACAAUCCAAGAAGCAUGCUGACAUUGUUUGUGCUUUCUGUAUCAUUACAUGUCAAGGGCAGAAUUUACAGUUCCCAGUAUAACUGAUGAAGCAUGAUUCCAAAGAGAAAAGCUCCCAUAUGUGUGAUGUUUGUCUCAGGAAUACAUGUGGGCCCGAUUUUCUGCUCUCUGUAUUAUGGUAAUGGAUAAUUGGUUGUUUGUGUGGCUUGCAGUGUUUGGUGCUUUAAGUUAACAAAAUAACUUCUUGUCAUUCUGACAAGUAAAUUACAAAAUUGGUGCCUUAAGCAAAGGCCAAGGACAGCCAAAAGCUGUUUUAUUUAAGAUUUUAAUUACAUUGUUUGAGUAAUAUCUUGUACAUCUUUCAAAAUUUUGAAAGAAGGUUUCCUGUAAAUUUGAGUAUAUUUAUAUUUUAAAUGAUCCCAUUGUGUUCCCGUCGCCAUAGUAUUUGGGCCAAGAAAAAAGAAAGCUUGUUAAAACUCUUCCUU